This is a messenger RNA of Cryptococcus amylolentus CBS 6039, 1017 nucleotides long. RefSeq lists its product as hypothetical. The record is from RefSeq and is a predicted model, not a curated record. Gene Ontology annotation, cellular component: nucleus. Lineage: Eukaryota; Fungi; Basidiomycota; Tremellomycetes; Tremellales; Cryptococcaceae. The transcript is spliced from 8 exons. Gene Ontology annotation, molecular function: protein-arginine N-methyltransferase activity. Bases 1 to 1017 code for a protein of 338 amino acids. Gene Ontology annotation, biological process: peptidyl-arginine methylation.
AUGGCCCCCGCUGCUACUGAGACUGCUACCCAGGGCCUCCCCCCCGUGGGCGAGAUGACCAGCCGUGACUAUUACGCUCACUUUGGUAUCCACGAGGAAAUGCUCAAGGACUCUGUGCGAACUCUGUCUUACCGAAACGCCAUCAUGCAGAACCCCCAUCUCUUCAAGGACAAGGUCGUCCUCGAUGUUGGUUGCGGAACUGGUAUUCUCUCCAUGUUUGCCUCCAAGGCUGGCGCCAAGCUUGUCAUUGGUAUCGACAUGUCCAACAUCCUUGACCAGGCUGAGAAGAUUGUCAGGACCAACGGUUUCACCGAGGACCAGAUUGUGCUCUGCAAGGGCAAGCUGGAAGACGUUGAGCUCCCCGUCAAGGAGGUCGACAUCAUCAUCUCUGAGUGGAUGGGCUACUUCCUCCUCUACGAAUCCAUGCUCGACACUGUCCUCCUUGCCCGAGACAAGUACCUCGCCAAGGACGGUCUCUUGUUCCCCGACAAGGCCACCAUCUUCUUGGCUGCCAUUGAGGACCAGGACUACAAGGAGGAGAAGAUCGACUACUGGAACGACGUCUAUGGCUUUGACUACUCUUGCAUCAAGGAGAUUGCGCUCAGGGAGCCUCUCGUUGACUGUGUCGAGCUCCGAUCGGUGGUCACCAACCCCUGCGCGAUCAGGCAUAUCGACAUCAAGACUGUGACCAAGGAGGAAUUGACUUUCAACGUACCUUUCAAGCUCAAGGCUACCCGAAAUGACUACGUCCACGCCUUCCUCGGCUGGUUCGACAUCUCCUUCUCUUGCUGCCACAAGCCUGUCAACUUUUCCACCGGUCCCCAAGCCAAGUACACCCACUGGAAGCAGACCGUCUUCUACACCCCCAAAACCCUCACCGUCUCCGAGGGCGACACCAUCGAGGGUACUCUGUCAUGUGCGCCCAACGGCAGAAACCCUAGGGACUUGGACAUCGUCGUGGACUACGAGGUUGUCGGUGAGGAGGGAGAGAAGGGAAGGAUGGAGUACAAGAUGUGA